This is a messenger RNA of Megalops cyprinoides (Indo-Pacific tarpon), 402 nucleotides long. RefSeq lists its product as uncharacterized. The record is from RefSeq and is a predicted model, not a curated record. The coding region runs from base 1 to 402 and encodes 133 amino acids. The transcript is spliced from 4 exons. NCBI's taxonomy places the organism in Eukaryota, Metazoa, Chordata, Actinopteri, Elopiformes, Megalopidae.
AUGGACCUGCCGAUGUACCACGGGAGCAUCAGCAGGGAGGCGUGUCAGGAGCUGCUCUCGAGUAAAGGGAAGGACGGGUCGUUCCUCAUCCGGGACAGCGAGACCAUCCAGGGGGCUCUGUGCCUCUGUGUUUACAAACAAAAAGUGGUGUAUACCUACAGAAUCCUGCAAACGCACAGUGGAUAUUACACCUUACAGACGUCUGCUGGAGUACAGGAGAGGUUCUUUAAGACUCUGGUGGAGCUGGUGCAGAGCUACAGGGAGAAAGACCAGGGCCUGGCGAGCCCCCUGCGGUACCCCGUGAAGAGAAGGAUGCGGUCACUGGCUCACGCCCCCGACAACACACCCGAAUAUGAGAACGUGGACGCAGUGACUAAGCACGGUCCCGUCCUGCCGCCCUGA